AUGUUAAGUGGGAAAAUUCCCAACUGUGUGGGGAAUCUGCAGGGUUUGACUAUCAUGAGUAUAAGCUCAAAUCAGCUCUCUGGUGCCAUUCCUAGCUCAAUUGCUCUUAUUUCAUCAUUAUUUUGGUUAAAUUUGAACAAAAAUAACUUUACUGGUGAAGUUCCUCCAGAAUUAGGGAAUCUACAAGGUUUGGGAGUCUUAGAUUUGGGUGACAAUAAAUUAUAUGGAAAUAUACCCAAUUGGAUAGGGAAAAAACUUACAUCUUUGGUAGUUUUGAGUUUACACAAAAACAACUUCACUGGUAGAAUUCCUCCAUCUCUUUGCAAAAGUUCAAAUCUUCAAAUUUUGGAUCUUGCAUACAACAACUUAACCGGAACCAUCCCUCCGUGUGUAGGAAACUUAAAUGGCAUGGUUGUGGGCCACUUGAUGAAUAUGUAUUAUUCAGAUAUGGAUCAUGAUAAGAAUGUGAUUCAGGUCAUGAAAGGUGUUGAUCUUGAAUAUACAACAACUUGGGAAAUAGUUUAUAACAUGGACCUUUCAAGCAAUAAACUUGUGGGAGAAAUACCUGUUGAGCUCACUGCACUUUCCAUGUUGAGAGCUUUGACUUUUUUGAGCCAUUUGAAUUUGUCACACAACAAUUUGUCGGGUCAAAUUCCAACAGGAAAUCAACUGCAGACGCUUAUUGAUGAUCCAUCAAUUUAUGCUGGGAACAAAGGUCUAUGUGGACCUCCACUGCCAAAUAGUUGCUCAAAUCAUCAAGAUCCAACAACAACAAGCAAGAAGAAACACAAAGCAGCUGAUGAGAAGAUGGAGGUAUGGUUGUUUUAUGUGGAUAUAAUGAGUGGUUUUGGAACAGGGUUUUGGGGUGUUAUUGGAGUUCUGAUGUUCAAGAAGCAGUGGAGACACAAACUUUUCAUGUUUGCUGAGGAAACCAUGGAUAAGAUAUACGUUGCAGUUGUGGUAAGAGUUGCCAAGUUCAAGAGAGGAAGAGAAUAG
Lactuca sativa (garden lettuce) is the source of this 996-nucleotide messenger RNA. Lineage: Eukaryota; Viridiplantae; Streptophyta; Magnoliopsida; Asterales; Asteraceae. The record is from RefSeq and is a predicted model, not a curated record.